AUGGUCUUCUACACGUCUUGGUUUCUCAUCACCAGAGAGAUAGAGCCUGUCAUUAUCGUUGGUGGCCACCUUAUAGGUGAAGUGACCAAUAAGAUCGUCAAACACAUUGUCAAGCAACCUCGUCCUGACUUCCACAAGGACUUUGGCUCUGGUUCUUAUGGACUUAGCUAUGGCAUGCCUUCAGCACACUCUCAGUUCAUGGGCUUCUUUGCAGCAUACUAUAUAUGUACGAUUUUGAUGAAGGUGCCGCUUCGAAGGUGGCAAAAGGCUAUUGGAGUGGUGGCGCUUGGAACUGCUGCUUUGGGUGUGGCCUUCUCUAGAGUGUACUUGUUGUACCAUACAUCUGAGCAAGUGUUCGUAGGAGUUGUCCUUGGAGCUGUUUUGGGAACGGGGUUCUUUGUGGUUGCUUCGUUGGCUAGAGAUAUUGGGCUUGUUGAUUGGGUGCUUUCGUGGCGUGUGGUGAGGUUGUUCUGGGUUAAAGAUUCGUAUUACCAUAGCUACCAGAGCUUUGAGGAAGAGUUCAAGGCUUGUGAGGAGAGAAAGAACCGCAAGAGAGAGUGA
Messenger RNA from Candidozyma haemuli, 561 nucleotides. RefSeq names its product Cwh8p (gene CWH8). Lineage: Eukaryota; Fungi; Ascomycota; Pichiomycetes; Serinales; Metschnikowiaceae. The coding region runs from base 1 to 561 and encodes 186 amino acids. Gene Ontology annotation, molecular function: sphingosine-1-phosphate phosphatase activity. The record is from RefSeq and is a predicted model, not a curated record. The transcript has a single exon.